AUUGGCGGCAGGGAGACAGCUGAUCUGUGACUGGAGUGUGCAUGGUAGGAAGUGGAGUAGAAUCCGGUAGCGAUCCGGAAAUGGAGGAUGAAAAUUUUGGCGCGGAAGGUGGAGAUAGUGAAUGGAGUACAGUAGGAAAUCGGAAAAGGAAGAAAAAUAGAAGAAAUGAAUCGGAAACUGAAAGUGAGAAUGGAUUACACGUGACAAGGGGAAGGAAAGAAGAGUUUAAGCCAAGUACACUCCACACUCCAGAUCAGUAGGUGGCGGAAAUGCACCAUUUAUGUUGGUCUGCCAAACCGCCAUUAAACACUAGUAGAAGAAGAAGAAGAAGAAGAAGAAGAACAUCGUUUCGUUUGCGCCAAUGUUGUUUCACAGCUCGUCAUGGCUGAAUCCAGUACUUUGACAUGCGAAGAAAAGCAACACGAAAACGUGCCUGUGUAUGAGUUUAUAGAUGUAAACUCUAAGGAGUUUCAUAUCGGCGCGUUUAGAGAUUUGUGGCUGGAUGUGUUGAAUCCGGAGGUGUAUUCAUACGGUGAGCCAGCUCCAGAGAUAGAGGACGUGGAGUUCAUUGAAGAGAUGGGGAUUGAGCCAAAGACACUGGAGGAACUCAAAAGAAUAUGUUGUCUUUUAAGUGUUGAUUCUCUGAGAAGUCGACAUGAAGACACAGACAACGUACCAUCAGAUCUUCAUUUAUCCACUCUAAAAUUACGCAAGAGAAGACAAGAUUAUAAAGAAACUCUCACCAGAGACACUGCUGACAGACAUGAAGUCUAUGCCAAUGAAAUGGAGAUGAUGUCUGUGGGUAAGAAGCCUGAUAACCUCAGAGACCUGAUUCCUGAAGGAGAAAUCAUAUUGACCUUUAAUAUUAUGUAUCCCAUUCUGUUUCAGCGGUUUAAGUUUGUGAGGGCAUAUCAGACUCUGCAUGUGUUGGGCUCUCAAAAGCUGAGUGAUCUUAGAGAUGCCAUCUGCUGCGUCAGUGACCUGCAGGUGUUUGGAGAGUUCAGCAACACUCCGGAUAUGGUACCACAGUUCAUCAGCAAGGAUCAUUACAAGUCUGCUUUCUUUUUCUUCAAUGGAACGUUCUUCAAUGACACACGGUUCCCGGAAUGCCAAGACAUCAGCAAGACAACACGGGAGUGGACCAGAACCAGAGACUUCCCAGAAUUCAAGACCGCAAAGAUGGAGGACACGUCUUUCUAUGACCUGAAGAUGAAAGUUGGGUUUCCAUAUUUAUACACUCACCAGGGUGAUUGUGAGCAUGUGGUUAUCCUCACUGAUGUCAGACUUGUCCAUCAGGAUGACUGUUUGGACAUGAAGCUCUACCCACUCAUCACUCAUAAGCAUAGAGUCGUGACUCGGAAGUGUUCUGUGUGUCAUCUCUACAUCAGCAGAUGGAUAACAACCAGUGAUGCUUUUGCCCCUACGGACCCCUGCCUGUUUUGUGACCAGUGCUUUCGAAUGUUUCAUUAUGAUGAUAAAGGAAACAAACUAGGGGAUUUCCUGGCCUAUGCCUACGUUGAUCCAGGCACAUUUAAUUGAUCUUAAGCCUUAGAUAUACUAUUAUGAUAUAGUUUCUUAAUGUAUAACAAAAAAUAAUAAAAACAAAUCUUUGUUCAUGUUUAGGACUUGAGUGUCAACAAUUAUGAUAUUAAAAGCUAUGUGCUCAGGAAUUAAAUUAUGAAUUGAAUGCUUAACCAAAUUCUCAUCACUAAAUUGAGUAAGAUAUGUUUCGCAGUAGCUCCGCUAUUAUUAAAGGGUCAAUUAAUGAAAUGAAUGUACUUUAUUAGGGCACAAGCCCAGAGAAGGCGCAGGGCUCUAUUGUUUUUCUAAGGAUUAUUGGGGUCCAAGCCACUAUGCUUUUUUUCAAGGUUUUGGGGGCUUUCAGGCCCUUAACAUUCUCAAAAAAUCUUGAAACUUUGCACACAGGUUGGAAUCUGCAGCUAUCAGGACUGGGUAGGGAUUCACAUGGGGGGGGCAAGGGGUCUGUCCAUGCCCCUUUGUUUUAUAGAGCCAUUUUAAAGGCCUCUGUAGCACACUCUGUUUUACCUACAGUCACCAAAAUUCAUACACCCAUAGAUCUCCACCCUGAACAACUUGGCUAUUCAGGGUUUAGUGAAAAGUGCAUGCUAUGGAAUUUAAGAUACUCCUCCUAGGGUUUUCAUCUGAUCACCACAAACUCAGUCAACAUGAUCUUGAGACAUUAGGGAUGCAAAAUUGUGAAGGGAUUUUUGAUAUCUCAAUAGGUUUGGCUGUGGUGGGGUGAUAAAAUUAUGUUGAGAAAUGAGAAACAGGAAGUGUCUAUUAACUAUGGCGAUAAAUGAGCAGAAGGAUGAGAAACGGGAAGUGUGUAUUAACUUUUGCAUACAUUGUCUGUUUAUAGUUUGUUCGUUGUAUGAGGCCCAUCACAUAGAUUUGACUAUUAGGAGUCAAAGUUAUAGCGCCACCAAAUGGCAGCAGGAAGUGAGGCAUUUUCAAAAUCCUUUGAAAUCAGACUCUAAUUUUCACUCAACUUCAUCAUAAUAAUGUCAAAACAGGGCAGAUGUUAAGCCACGAAUCCAUUUGUAGAACUGUAUAUAUUUAAUGAGUGCUGUGUGAUACAACAAUGAAGGCAACCUUACCUAUUAAUUUAUACUGUAUAUAUGAAUGCAUGGGUCAAUGUUCAGUAUUACCCAUUAAUGUUUGGUCUUCAUAUUUUCAGCACAAUGUGGUUAAUCUGGAAUUGGUUUGGAAAGUGAAUUAUGCAUAGGAAAAUCUUUAAAGAUAUUGUUCUAAACUUGGACUUUAAGCUAUGCAGAUAGACCUAAUGUCAGAGGGGCCAUACCAUGGCCACCUCCGACAGCAUCGGCCAAUCAAAACACUGGAACUGAAAGGUGCCAAGUUGAAAAUCCCUCAGGAAAGAUAAAAGGUUCUCUUCAACACAAAGAAGUGUGCUAAGCUGUUGUUGAUCUACUGUGUGCGCUAAGAAAAAUGUGGUAAGCCAAGAUGUGCUAAGCUGCAAGAAAAUUUGGGGAGUUUUGGAAACUGCCACAGCAACAAUGACCACAAACUUAGUGUCCCCCAUUUUCUGCAACAACUUCAGAGCCUUCUCUUCAGUGGUCCUCCAUUUGCGAGUUCCAAACUACUAGGAUAUUCUCCCACAACUUCAGAAUUGUCUCGUCAAAGAUCCUUUUCCUGCAUGUUCCAGGUUUUCUGGAUAUUUUAUACCUUCAAGGCUCCUCUGUUUGCAUGUUUCCAGACCAAGGACCUUCUCCGUGCCUUCAAAUGGAUCUGAUUUAUUACUUACCACUGCAGCAUUGUCCAGUUCAACAAGUGGAUGAUGUUGUGGCCCAGACGUAUUAGUUGUCAGUUUAUGAUUAUCUAAUUUGCAUUAGAUUUUAUAUAACUGAUGUCAGUUAGCAAACAAGCUCUCAAUUUAUUUGUUGAAUCUAGAAUAAGGUUUACCUCAUUAAUUCCAGGAAACUACAGUUUCCAUAAGAUAACGUCUACAGUAACAUCCAACUCAGUCACUUGCACCUACCUCUCUCUCUUUUGCACUUUAUCCAUUCAUUGUACCCAUUUAGUAGUUGUUAGUUACUCUUGUCCAUCCGUUUGUUAAUAAAACCUAUUUUAUUACA
Messenger RNA from Cyprinus carpio (common carp), 3614 nucleotides. RefSeq names its product small nuclear RNA activating complex, polypeptide 3 (gene snapc3). The coding region runs from base 382 to 1539 and encodes 385 amino acids. Gene Ontology annotation, biological process: snRNA transcription by RNA polymerase III; snRNA transcription by RNA polymerase II. Gene Ontology annotation, cellular component: snRNA-activating protein complex. Lineage: Eukaryota; Metazoa; Chordata; Actinopteri; Cypriniformes; Cyprinidae. Gene Ontology annotation, molecular function: bent DNA binding; RNA polymerase II cis-regulatory region sequence-specific DNA binding; RNA polymerase III type 3 promoter sequence-specific DNA binding. The record is from RefSeq and is a predicted model, not a curated record. The transcript is spliced from 10 exons.